AUGCGCAGAAUCCCUUGCACUUCGCUCAGUUAUCCCAAUCAGGGAAGUUUGAAAAAGCGCCUUUAUGAUCGAAUUUCUCUCAGUCGAUCGAGGAAAUGCUAGAUAGUCGGCACGAUGGAAACGACUUGGCAUAAAUCUUCGCACGAUACAGUAUCCAAUACGAAGGGGAAGUGGUGAGAAAUCACUCGAACUACAGAAGCUGACAACAAUUUCCAAGGACAAUGUCGUGGACCGGAAGAGUGCAGGAAAACAGAUCGGCGAUCCAUCAUUAGAGAAGGACGAGAUUCAUGUAACACGAUCGCCAAAUACCCGGAAAUCGGUACCAUCGAUAGUGUCCGACAAGAACAUCGAUCAGCCGCAACAAUUCCGCCCACGACCCCGAAUCCAUGGACCGAUCCUGGGCAUUGUGUCCAGUGAUGGAGGAGAGUGUGUACUCUUCCUUUUCUCUUUUUUUUGCUGAAUUUUUUCACUAUCAUUCAUGAAUGUCAAGUUGAUUCGGAGACACCUCAAAAAUGUUACAUUUUUGUAAAAUAAUACUGACAUCUGAAUUUUCGCUUCGGAGGCGGCUUCGGUGGAGGCAGCGGUUCCGGUUUUGGAGGCGGUGGAGGAGCUGGUGAUGGCCCAGGUGGUGAAAGCGGUUCUGGAGCUGGUUUGGGAGGAAGUCCUACCGGUGCCGGUUCCGGACAGUCUCCUAGCUCAGAAGCCGAACCUGCUCCAGAUCUAUUCACUGGUGACUCAGCGCUUACUCCAUCGAAAGGCCCUACUGGAGAUGGCUAUGGACCGCCGAUAUUCCCUGGUGGCGCCGUUCCUCCUCCAGUGCCAGCCGUAGGCCUCGGUGGUGCUGCUGCCGGAAAGAGCCCUUAUGCUGCCAUGAUGGAACCAACUGAAAAUCCUCCUACUACGGUUAAACCGUCCGCUCUUCUGAGUAUGUUGAACAAAGCCGAUCAAGGAAUCAAUCAAGCGAUAACUCAUUUUGAACAGAGGACACCUCUAGAGACGGCUGCUAUUGAUAUUCUAGAAGUGGCCCUUGGAUCGCAAAAAUUAGAUUCUCAAGCAAAACUAUUGGGACACGUCGACCGGACCAUUGGAUUAGAUAAUUUGCAACGGAUUCAACGUUGGGCAAAUACAGCAGGUGCUAUGGAUGUAUUCAAAGAGGAGGUCAGCCAGUUGAUGGUCUUUUGA
Haemonchus placei is the source of this 1182-nucleotide messenger RNA. The record is from the annotation of a GenBank genome assembly. NCBI's taxonomy places the organism in Eukaryota, Metazoa, Nematoda, Chromadorea, Rhabditida, Trichostrongylidae.